AUGGCUUCAGUGAUGGCAGUGACUGUGCCGGAGGCCAUGUGCCAGAAGUUGGAUGCGCUGGCACGGCGCUUCAACUGCAUGCUGGAAAGAGAGCAGGAGCUAGAGCUGGAGAUGGGGGCCAUGGAUUCCGAAGAGUCCUUCGUGAACCCAGACGAGGCAGUGGAGAGGAUGCUGUCCGGACACUCCUUGGGAUUUCAACCAGACCGAGCGUUCGACACACUGCCCGUGUACCAGGUUUGCUUCGACCUGCGCAGGCAUCCAAAGACAGGCAUCUUCCGCUCUUCCCAGCAGCAACUCAGCAUCGAGAUUCAGGAGGCGGAGGCGAAGUCAACUCGAGUUGUGGAGGUUUAUGUUGAGAUGGUCGGUGGAAACUUUCGGAGAGACGUUGUUGCCAAGCAAGAAUGCUGCCUUCGACUCCGCUUCUGGACUAAUGAAGAGCGGCCGGUGUUCCUAUCCAGUGUGUUCUGGCCCAGCGGAGGUUGCAUGGUGGAUAAGAAUGGGAUGCCGGUGACCAUUGAGAAUGGACGGCUGCAGCUCCUUCGAGUUGCCUGUGGGCAGUUGAUCCUCUCCUAUGUGUUCUUCCCUCUGGAGCCACGUUCCUUUCCAGGGAUGCUGGCAGUUGCAGUGGGCGUGAACACCGCCCCGGAAAGAAUCAGAGAGAAGGAAUACCAGGAGGAUGAGGAAGAAGGCGAAGAGGAAUGUGGCGAGUGUCACACAUGUGGCCGUCCUGCAGUUUCCUGGCUGGGUGGCGAGGAGUGUGAAAGUGUCUUCUUCGACAGCCUACAAAAGGCCUUGGGAAAUGAUGUGACUGAGGAGAGUUUUGAUGAGCUGUGCUUCGAGUUCGGUCUGGAGUUAGAUGAUGUUACUUCUCAGAAAGCAAUGGUGGAGAAGGAGCGAGGUGCACAGGCGGCUGAAGGCUUGAGCGACCGCGUCAUCUUCAAAGUGGACGUGCCGGCGAACCGCUACGAUUUGCUGUGCAUCGAGGGCCUGGUUCGUGCCCUGCAGGUCUUCAAGGGCGUGAUCCCUGCCCCUCUGUACAAGCUGUCCUCGCCCAAACCGGCAGCACAGAUGACGAUGACGGUGAAGAAGGAGACCGCGCAGAUCAGACCCUUCGUGGUCUGCGCCAUUUUGCGGAAUGUGACCUUCGACCAAGAUCGCUACGAGAGCUUCAUUGAGCUUCAGGACAAGCUGCAUCAGAACAUUUGCCGACGCCGCACCCUUGUGGCCAUUGGCACCCACGACCUCUCCACACUGAAGCCGCCCUUCACCUACGAGGCGCUCCCGCCCAAGGAGAUUCGCUUCACGCCGUUGAACCAGACCGAAGAGAUGGACGGCAGCCGCAUGAUGGAGGUGCUAUCAGCACAUCAGCAGCUGAAGACCUAUUUGCCUAUCAUCCGCGACAGCCCGGUGUAUCCAGUGAUCUACGACAGCAACCGAGUGGUCCUGUCCUUGCCUCCCAUCAUCAACGGCGAACACUCCAAGAUCAAGUUGGAAACCAAAGAUGUCUUCAUCGAGUGUACGGCCACGGACCUGACGAAGGCCAACGUGGUGCUGAACACCGUGGUGACGAUGUUCGCGGAGUACUGCAAAGAGCCUUUCGUGGCAGAACCUGUUGAGGUGGUGUAUGCCGAUGACUAUCCCGGCAACACCUUCAUCAAACCAGGUGACAAGAGGAUCUAUCCUAUGCUGGACUCGCGGGAGAUGACGGCGAACAUCCCACGGAUGCAGCAGGCCCUGGGCCUCGAGAAGCUCACGGGCGAGCAGGUCCGUGACUAUCUGCGGAAGAUGAGUUUGCCCUGUGACGUGGGCAAGGACAAAGAUGUCUUGAAAGUCCAGGUGCCAGUGACGCGCAGUGACAUCAUGCACGAAUGUGAUCUCGUAGAGGACUUGGCCAUUUCGUAUGGCUACAACAACCUGGAGACCAGCGUGCCGCAAACGGUGGCCGUGUCUGGCGGGCAGCCGGUGAAUAAUUUGUCUGACAUGGUGCGCACAGAACUGGCUAUGGCGGGUUUCACGGAGUGUAUGAACUGGUCCCUGCUGUCGCAGAAGGAGAAUUACACCUGGAUGCGCCGGGAACCAGAUCCCAAGGGAGCACAGCUGACGGUAGAGAAGCCGCAUGAAUACAGUGCGACCUCUCCUUCCGUCUCCGUGUCCAACCCAAAGACAGUUGGCUUCGAGAUCGUGAGAACGACUCUCAUCCCUGGCAUUUUGAAAACCUUGGCCAAUAACAAGCAGCUUCCUCCUCCCAUCCGACUUUUCGAGGUGGGCGACGUGGUGAUUCAGGAGCCCACCAAAGAAGUUGGUUGCAAGAACGUGAGACGCCUGGUGGCAGUGCAUUGCAACAUGCGGAGCCAGUUCUCUUUGCUGCAUGGUGCGCUGGAUCAGCUGAUGUACUCAUUGAAUUGUGAGCCCGAGCAUGAGCAGAAGGAGGGCUCCAAACGAAGAACCUUCAAGCUGGAAGCCAGCAAUGACCCUGCCUUCUUUCCCGGGAUGCAGGCGCAUAUCAUCUGCUCGGGCAUCAAGAUCGGCAUCAUUGGCGAGUUGCAUCCCGAGGUUCUGGGCAAGAAAUGCUUCGAGAUCAAUAUGCCCACCUCAGCCUUGGAGCUAAACCUGGAGCCCUUCCUAGACUGGCUCUGA
Cladocopium goreaui is the source of this 2637-nucleotide messenger RNA. NCBI's taxonomy places the organism in Eukaryota, Dinophyceae, Suessiales, Symbiodiniaceae. The record is from the annotation of a GenBank genome assembly.